Molecule: messenger RNA, 956 nt
Organism: Cuscuta epithymum
Lineage: Eukaryota; Viridiplantae; Streptophyta; Magnoliopsida; Solanales; Convolvulaceae
Source: the annotation of a GenBank genome assembly
AUGGAUUCCAUUGCUGUUUCUGAAACUUGGAAUUCUAGGGCUAAAUUCAGAUGGUGUCUUCCGACGGUGGAGGUCGCUGUUCGAUCGCAGAGGAUGAGAGACCGAAAAGGCAGAAGACUGAAAAGUCAUAUCGGAAAAGACAGAAGAAACACAGUUUUGACAAAUACACCUCGAGAUUGUGGGGGAGGGCACCUUCCAAGGUUAUGGUAUACACAGGUACUGUAGCGUGUGAUGAAGCGCGCAGCCUUCUGACCGCACAGGUUGCCUUAUCAGGUUUCAAUGAGAGAAGUAAAUUGAAUGAGCAGGGUCCUUAUGAGGAAUAUGAGCUUGUUCGAGUACUUGGCUGUGUUAUCACGUCAUCAUAUCGUUCUUGCUGUCCAUGUCUGCAUUGCAAUUUCAUUGCAAGGCCGAAAAAUCAAAGCAAUGAAUCCCUGGCAGCAGAGGAUAAUUGUAAGCUUUUUUUCGGGGAAGUGAAGGGUCACCGCAGUGAUUCACACUGCAGUUUUUGCUGCAUCUUAGGGCCACCUGGUACUGUGACAGGGCUCUGUGGCUGUGAUUUACAUUGUCGUUACCUUCCUGAACUCAUUCAACAUCCUGAAGGCGGUGGAUACAAAAUGAAAUGCAAUCCCGACUUGCCUCCUUAGAUGGCAGGGUCGUUAUAAAUUAUUAUGUUGGUGAUGCGUGUUUGUAGGCAUCGUUUCUUAUGUGUUUGCUUGCACUAUAUGGAGUAUGUUAAUAAUUCACGUGAAUGGUUGUCAGUCAAGGAUUGGUUUUUCAAUUUUCACCAUCCCCUCAUCUAAUACGUAGUAUGCUAAAAAAAUUAUGCUCCCACUCGAAGUAUUUCUUAUAAAUACUCGAAGUAUGUGUUCAAAAGUCAUUAUGACCAUAGAUAUGUUCAUUUCCCAUUGACGUAAUUAAGUAAACUACAAGUAUAAACUAUAAGGUUUGCAGUGGGC